AGGAAUAAAGUACGGUAACAUAUAGAACAACUUCCAUCCCGGCUGGCCAAAUCAAUUUCAGGUAAUGGCUGGGUAUAGUACGGUGAAUGUAGUGGAUCCGCAACAUCAAGUUGGAGGAAACAAUUUCCGUGCUUGUGUAGGUCAGAUGAGUGGGACUCUUAUAUAUCCGCAACACAACUACAACAAUGGAGCACCCAUGCAAAACUAUCAGGCAUCUGCUACUAGAGUAGGAGGUGGUGUUGCUACAAAUUUGUUUCCACAGACUCAAGUUCGCAUGUCCGUCGGUGGGAUUCGUAUGUCCCAAGAUGGGGAUGAUUUGAUAGGGUCCCAAGAUCCAUGUGUUAUGCCCCUGUCACAAAACAUGAGUGGAGUUCAAAUGUCCCAAAUAUCUUCAAAUGUAGGUGGUGUUCAUAUGUCACAAAACCUAAGCGGACAGCGAAUUUUUCAUAUGUCACAAAACCAAAGUGGAACUCAAAUGUCCCAAAACGCAGGCAACAUUAGGUACUUCACCAGCAACGUAGGUGGAACCUUUGAAGGAUCCGGAAAUCAGUUUAUACAGGGAGGCAAUGGUAACCAAAAUUUUCAAGGUACUCCAGGUUUUCAAGGUGACGGUAGUGACAAAAAUUAUCAACGCACAGAUAAAUAUCAAUGCUUUGCUGGAAAUAAUAGCAACCAGGUUCUUCAUGGCAACGGAAAUCAUACAUUUCAUGGAAGUCGUACUCCUAUAUUCACACAAGACCUAUUGAGUUGUCAUGACUUGACGAAGAACUAAUACAAAUAAGACUCAAAUUCAGAAGUCCUCUCAGAAGUCCUGUUAUACCUUAAUAAACGUUGUAGUUGAGUUGUCUAAUAUUUGUGAUUAUGUACCAUUCUGUAUGAAUAUGUAAGUUUAAUUGUUGU
Molecule: messenger RNA, 900 nt
Organism: Spinacia oleracea (spinach)
Lineage: Eukaryota; Viridiplantae; Streptophyta; Magnoliopsida; Caryophyllales; Amaranthaceae
Exons: 3
Coding region: 65-772 (235 amino acids)
Source: RefSeq, a predicted model, not a curated record